UCCAGGGACGUCCUCUAACCACUCGACGGAGCUUAUCAUCCUGAACUUUGCGACGAGGGUCCUUAGUAGAUUUCCGGACGAUUCUUUGAUUGCACGCGCCGCAAGAAUCAGGGUUCCGCGAUGAUUUUCCGGAUGCCAGAGUGGCGACGGGAAAAACUGUGAAUUGGGAAAAUCGCGGAUUUUGUGCAUCGGUGGCGGACUUUGGAUUCUGGUGUUGAUUUUCGAAUUUUCCUCGUGAAGAUGGCCCUGGAGUUGGGUUCGCAUGGCACGAUGCCCCUGGACUUCAGCAGUGGUGCUAGGGAGGGCAUCUCCGGUUCUCAGCCAGGAAGCCCUCCGGGUAGUAGCGCUUUUACUAUAGUUACACCGAAAGUUGUUACGGACCGAAAUGACUCUUCUCCACUACAUUUCCCAUCAGCGCAGUAUUGCAGAAUGUUAUGGGGUUCACAUUUGUUACCCGCCGGUCCUAGAUAUCUCUCCAGUAUAGCACUGCCUGGUGCUGACAGUUCAGAGGAUAAGUCAGUGCUACAAUCGACCAGUCAAAGAAGCACCACGAGUACUCUGAGCCGAAAUUUUAGAGCCAGCAAUGACAUCUUCAGCUUCCUGAACCAAAAAGACAGGAAUUUCAGCUUCUGUGCCACGAUCAACGAGCCCAGAGAACAUCACGAGUCCAAAGACAUAAAACGUCAGCACCAGCGAAGGUAA
Molecule: messenger RNA, 702 nt
Organism: Coccinella septempunctata (seven-spotted ladybird)
Lineage: Eukaryota; Metazoa; Arthropoda; Insecta; Coleoptera; Coccinellidae
Exons: 3
Coding region: 241-702 (153 amino acids)
Source: RefSeq, a predicted model, not a curated record